CUCCCUCUCUCACUCUGAAAAGUUUCCACUUGUGUUCUUGAUUCUCCAUCUCUUCCGGAAACAAUGCUUGGGGCAUCUGUCAACGGCGGAAUGCCCUUCACCGGCAAGAACAGAGCAAGUUUCUUCGUCUUCUCCUUGCUGUCCGUGUGGUCAUCUCUGUUUUCGUGUUCUCGUGCGGCAAAUUCGAUCUCGCGAGGGCAGUUGGUCAGAGCUGGCGAGACUCUGAUUUCUUCUUCCGGGAUUUUCGAACUGGGCUUCUUUAGCCCUGCGAAUUCGUCUCUUAGAUAUGUUGGUAUUUGGUACCACAAGAUAAGUGUUAAAACAGUCGUGUGGGUGGCGAACAGGGAGAGCCCUGUUUCUGAUGAAUCUGGAGUUUUGACAGUUUCCAGUGAUGGAAAUUUGGUGGUUUUAGAUGGGCCAGAUCGCACAGUUUGGUCUAGUGGCAUAAAUUUUUCCUCUGUGCCCACCAGCUCGACAGCUGUUUUAAUGGAUGAGGGAAAUCUAGUUCUUUUGGCCAGUGAAGAUGCUGAUUCUGCUAGUGCUGAUGGUGAUGUCAGCAAUUCAUACUGGCAAAGCUUUGAACACCCGACGGACACGUACUUGCCCGGCAUGAGAGUGAGGGUGAAUUCUGCUGCCGGAGAGAACCGUGCCUUUAGGUCAUGGAGAUCGUCCAACGACCCUUCCCCUGGGAACUUCUCUCUGGGCGUCGAUCCCCGGGUACCGCCGCAGAUAGUGAUCUGGGGCCAGUCAGGCCGGCUAUGGAGGAGCGGGCAUUGGAAUGGGCUGAUUUUCACUGGAGUGCCGAAUAUGACGAGCAGUUUUCAAUACGGGUUCAGGCUCUCGAGCGCCGAGGCUGAUGGAAGCAUGUACUUCACGUACACGCCGUUGAAUAGCUCCCAUCUCUUGAUGUUCCAUAUACUUUGGAAUGGGACGGAGGAGCAGCUAGGCUGGGAUGAGACUAGUAAUGAGUGGAUUGUGCUACAAGAACAGCCUGCUAAGGAAUGUGACCUCUACAAUAAGUGUGGACAGUUUGCAAUAUGUAACGAAAUGGACUCUCCUAAAUGUAGCUGCAUGGAGGGGUUCCGUCCGACGUCACCGGAUCAAUGGAACAAGGGUAACUGGUCUGCAGGUUGUGCUCGGAAGACCAACUUACAGUGUCAGGAUAACAUCGGCAUUUCAGCAGGAGAUGGCGGCAGGAUGGACGGCUUUUUGGAAUUGGAUGGUGUGAAGUUGCCGGAUUUCGCAGAUUAUGUUUCAGCCACUAGCGGGGACGAGUGUCAGGUGAAGUGUCUGGAGAAUUGUUCUUGCAAAGCUUACACAUUUGUUAGAGGCACCUGGUGUAUGCUGUGGAGCGCGGAUUUGAUCGAUGUGCAGCAUUUCGCUGUGGGUGGAUUGACCCUCCAAAUUCGUCUUGCCUAUUCUGACUUAGGAACAAAGAGCAAAAUAUCCAACCUCUUCAUAAUAAUUACUGUCUUGGUUGGAGCAUUUGUUCUCGGUGUAGCAGUAUGGUUGCUGUGGAGGUUCAAGGACAAUUUGAAAGGAUUCUGGAUUUUCAAUCGCAAAGACAAGGAGCUUCCUUUGUGUGAUUACAUUGUUAAGAACGAAGAGCCAUAUGCUGAUAUGUCCGGACCAGAUAAGCAAGCAGGAGGACCUGACAUACCAGUGUUCAACUUCAGUUCCAUAGAAGCUGCGACGAAUGUCUUUUCUGAAGAAAACAUUCUCGGACUGGGAGGAUUCGGUCCCGUUUACAAGGGAAAGCUUCCUGGAGGACAGGAAAUUGCCGUUAAGAGGCUUUCGAGGAAGUCAAGCCAAGGGGUCGAGGAAUUUACGAAUGAGGUCAAGGUUAUUGCUAAAUUACAACAUAGAAACCUUGUGAGACUCCUUGGAUUCUGCGUUCAGGGCGAAGAUAAGAUGCUUGUUUAUGAGUACAUGCCAAACGGGAGCUUGGAUUAUUUUAUUUUCGAUCCAGCGAAGCGAGCGCAACUGGACUGGAAGAAACGUUUUGAGAUUAUUGAAGGCAUAGCACGAGGCCUCCUCUAUCUCCAUCGAGACUCUAGACUAAGGAUUGUUCAUCGUGACCUGAAAGCCGGUAACAUUUUGUUGGACGAAGACAUGAACCCGAAAAUAUCAGACUUUGGCAUAGCGAAAAUAUUCAAUGGCGAUAAAAACGAAUUGAGUACCGAACGAAUGGUUGGCACGCGUGGUUACAUGUCUCCAGAGUAUGCGAUGGAAGGUCUAUUUUCAUUCAAAUCCGAUGUGUACAGCUUCGGGGUAUUAUUACUGGAGAUCAUCAGCGGCGAGACAAACAUUGGCUUUCGUACGCCGGAACAUUUUACUCUUAUUGGCCAUGCUUGGCAUCAUUGGAAUGAAGGGAAGGUGAUGGAACUAAUCGAUCCUUGUAUCAGGGACACGUGCUCUGCGGAUGAGUUAUUACGAUGCAUACAAGUCGGACUAUUGUGUGUGCAAGAAUCCGCCAUAGAUAGACUGGACAUGCCUAAUGUUGUGCGACUAUUAGAAAGUGAAACAGCAGGCCUCCCCCUCCCGAAACCACCCAGGUCAAUCUCGACCAGGGGCUCCAUACAUUCAUAUUCUUCGGGUGAAACAGCAGGUCUUCCCUCCCCGAAACCACCCAGCUUAACCUCAAACACGGGCUCCAUGGAUACUUAUUCUUCGUUUGAAAGCCAAGAAAUUGAGUCAUGGAACGGCGUAACAGUUAGCUCGGGGGAUGGCAGAUAGGGCCAAUGUGAUUCAUUCGUGUUGUUACAUCUGUUUGUUCUUGUGAUCUUUACAAUAAGAGAAGUGUUCUUGAAAUUGUGCAGAUGUAUUUUGGUCAAAAGGACGCACGUGAAGUAGAAAAAUCACAACUUGAUUGACUGCUCUUGAUAUGAAGUGUCUUGAUUGCUUUUUAAACU
Rhodamnia argentea is the source of this 2912-nucleotide messenger RNA. Its product is annotated as G-type lectin S-receptor-like serine/threonine-protein kinase B120. Lineage: Eukaryota; Viridiplantae; Streptophyta; Magnoliopsida; Myrtales; Myrtaceae. The transcript has 7 exons. Gene Ontology annotation, biological process: protein phosphorylation; recognition of pollen. The record is from RefSeq and is a predicted model, not a curated record. Bases 64 to 2736 code for a protein of 890 amino acids. Gene Ontology annotation, molecular function: protein serine/threonine kinase activity; ATP binding.